Molecule: messenger RNA, 1386 nt
Organism: Poecilia latipinna (sailfin molly)
Lineage: Eukaryota; Metazoa; Chordata; Actinopteri; Cyprinodontiformes; Poeciliidae
Product: eukaryotic translation initiation factor 5A-1
Exons: 6
Coding region: 336-803 (155 amino acids)
Biological process (GO): positive regulation of translational elongation; positive regulation of translational termination
Molecular function (GO): translation elongation factor activity; RNA binding; ribosome binding
Source: RefSeq, a predicted model, not a curated record
UGGGGAGCUGGAUGACAGCAGCAGACAGAGAGAGAGAGAGAGAGAGAGAGAGAGGCUGCACAUCGUACAAACAAGCGGGCUUUGGAUGCGUUUCGGCCCGGCGGCUGCUUGGAGUGGUCGCCUUCCUCUGCUGGAGGCAAACAGCAGUCUGGACAACACUGAAGGGGAAGGAAUGAGUCAGAGAAAUAAUAAAAACACCAGCUAAAGACUAACUGAUAAUAAUUAAAAAAAAAUAAAAUAAAAAAAAAGGUGGGCGCGACAUCGUUUUGGAGGAGCAGAGGCCGGGCCGGACAGUGACCACAGCGGAGGAGCAGAGCCAUUAUCAGCGGACAGCCAUGGCGGAUGCAGAGCUGGACUUCCAGACCGGUGAUGCCGGGGCGUCUGCCACCUUCCCCAUGCAGUGCUCCGCGCUGCGCAAAAACGGCUUCGUGGUGCUCAAAGGUCGACCCUGCAAGAUCGUCGAGAUGUCCACCUCCAAAACCGGCAAGCACGGUCACGCCAAGGUUCACCUGGUUGGCAUCGACAUCUUCUCCGGUAAGAAGUAUGAAGACAUUUGUCCUUCCACCCACAACAUGGACGUCCCCAACAUCAAACGAAUGGAUUACCAGCUGAUUGGGAUCCAGGACGGCUACCUCUCCCUGCUCCAGGACAGCGGGGAGGUGAGAGAGGACCUGAAGCUUCCCGAGGGAGACCUGGGAAAGGAGAUCGAGAGCAGACACGAAGCCGGAGAGGAGAUCCUGAUCACUGUUCUAAAUGCAAUGGACGAGGAAGCUGCAGUCGGUAUAAAAGCCUUGGGGAAAUAAGCCACAGUAGAUACAAACGAGAUGCACUGGACCUGGAGGAAAAGGAGAGGCUAAUGCAUCGUCCAAGCUAGUCUCCCUCCCUUCUCUGUCUGUCUCUUUCUUUCUUUCCGCCUCUUCUUUGGGUUCAACUAGACGACUUGAAUAAAUGUCUGGAAACAACAACAAAAAAAUAUAAAUAAUAAUAAAAAAAAAACAUUAUUGAUGUACAUGCACAGACGGGAGUCCCAGAGUGGAUCCACAAAUGUUGUGUAGCGGCGCCACCUUCAGGGACGAGCUGUAAUCACUCUUCUGUUUGACAAACCUCUGCUGAAUCAAGGGCUUCACCUCCAGAUCUACAGCGAAACCGAAAACGAUUUCAGAGAGAUGAUGAGUGUAUUCUGCCGGUGUUCAAAGUUAUUUAUUGAGGAGAUGUUGUGCGGAAACCUUCCUGGCUGUCUGAAGACAAACAAAUGUUAUUUAUUGAGCUCCCAGGUCCUGAUCCAGGAUCUGUGGACAAUCUUUGGCAAGUUUGGUUCCGUCUCUUGUGUUCGUACAGCCGAACCGUGCAGAAUCUCCGCAAGGGCAACACACACAUACAAAAAAA